GUUUGGUUUUGCUCGCAAUAGCCGCUCCAUGUCGGUCGUGCGCGUGGGUCCGCGGCACUCGCCGUCCAAGCGCUCGCUCGUUCCGAUCUUCGCACCCCGCAGCUACGUCCACGUUGUCGGUGUCGCGUACGUGCUCGCUUCGAUUGCGCUGAGCUUUCUUGCGCUCGAUGUCAUGUCGGCUGCGAUGACGACCAACUUUUUUGUGCCGGCGGUCGAUGCAUCGCUGAGCCUUUUGCUCCAGCGCUUGAACGACGAGCUCACGCUACCGAAUCAAACUUCACCGAGGUCCGUCAACGUCACGACCGCGCUCCUCUCGGACAGUGGCGUCGUCGCGGCAGCCUAUGCGCGUCGCGUGGUACACGAAGACCUCACGCAUGUGCCGGGCAGCGUUGCCGACGAGAUUGCACUUUGGUCGCGCCUCGGGUUCUCUCAUUUUUCACUGCAAUUUGGGAACGGGUUCGAGACUGGUUUGGCCGAAUCUGUUUCUAUUCAAAACGCUCUCGGGCUGCGCUAUGCGGUGUCGCUCAAGGCCUCACCACCCCGGAAUCGCAUGCCCUAUGCGUCGACGUUGGUCUUUUAUAACCUCUUUUACAACGACCUGUACGCGAUCGCCGCCAACGCCAGCUUGGUGCGCAACGCGCCUAGCUUCUUCGGCCACACGGACCCGUUUGCGAUCGAGACGUUUGUCGUCCAACGACCCCUUACGCCCAUCAGCACCAUCACGACCUAG
Saprolegnia diclina VS20 is the source of this 730-nucleotide messenger RNA. RefSeq lists its product as hypothetical. The transcript has 3 exons. NCBI's taxonomy places the organism in Eukaryota, Oomycota, Saprolegniomycetes, Saprolegniales, Saprolegniaceae. The record is from RefSeq and is a predicted model, not a curated record. Bases 29 to 730 code for a protein of 233 amino acids.